Entrophospora candida is the source of this 957-nucleotide messenger RNA. Lineage: Eukaryota; Fungi; Glomeromycota; Glomeromycetes; Entrophosporales; Entrophosporaceae. The record is from the annotation of a GenBank genome assembly.
AUGACAGAAACAAACCCUUGGGUAUAUCUUAGUAAAGACAUUAAAUUCGUUAUAACUCAUUCGUAUGAAAUUAUUGAUGAAUUUAUCUUUCGUAAUAGUAAUAGCAUAUUCAGUUCCUUUAAAACUUCUUAUGAAACAGGAGCCAAACUUGAUUUUCAUAACAUUGCCAGCCAACUAUAUAUAGUUGUGACGACUCUUUUGUCUUUCCCAAUUUUAUUCUUCUAUCCUCUGGUGAUGACAAAGGCUUUGGAACGCGAAUAUAUUCGUUCAUCCAGACUAUCGGAUAAAUAUAAUCAGGAAAGAUGGUUUUUUAUUAAUGGAAUUUGUGUUACAAAAUACUUGUUAGAUCAAAAUUGUAAUCAUUUGGAGGAACGUUUCGAUAGGGGAGUUACAGGAAUUUUAAAUAAAAGUUAUGGUGUGAUCAAUGAUAUAAUAGAGACCAUCCUUCAAAGAAGUUUUGAAGUAGAUACAAUUUCAGUACGUGCUUCUGUUGAAGAGAUUAUCCCAGCGCUCAGAAACAAACAAGUUAAUACCGUUCGGUUAGUAGUGCAUUCACAAGGCUGUGUAAUAGCAAAUUUGGUUUUGAGAAGACUAUAUGUGGAAUUAAGCUACACGGGUGAACAAAAUUUUCUCAAUAAACUAGAGGUUUACACAUUUGGAAGUGCAUCUAGAGAAUUCACAAACCCAGGAAACUUGAUUAAACGCAUCGAACACUAUGCAAAUGACCAAGAUCCUAUUGCAAUGUUAGGUGUUCUUAGUGAAAUCAAUAACCCACGUUAUAACGGCGAGGUUUUUGUCAAUUAUACAAAGAACAAUGGUAAAGGACAUUCGUUCAUCAAGUUUUAUAGUCUAAAUGAAUAUGAUUAUAGAACCCUGAGAAGUGACAAGGAUGGUAUUCCUACAUUUUUGCAACUUAAUGGACAUAUAAAUCCUAAUCUGCAAAUUAUCGAAAAAUAA